GAGUAUUUUCCCCCAUACUGUGGAAACCAAUGGCUACCAUAAUCUUUGUGGUUACACACAUUCUUCAAAAUAUCUUAUUUUGUGUUCAGUGGCUGUAAGAAAUUCAUACAGGUUUGGAACAACUUGAGGGUGAGUGAAUCAUGACAGAAUUUUAAACUUGGGGGAACUUUACAGGGAUAAUUCGUCCAAAAUUAUAAUUGUUUGUCAUUGUUUACUCACUCGAAUGCCAGACUCGUAUAUGGCUUCUUACACAACAGUCUUGGUAGCCAUUCAUUUAGACAGUAUAUGAGAAAGAUGCAAUGAAGGUGAGUGCUUGACAUUCUGCAUAACAUCUCGAUUUGUGUUCCACGGAAGAAAGAAAGACAUAAGGGUUUAACUUCUCUGAAGACAGGAUUUUCAUUUCUGGCCGAGUGAGUCCCAGUCUGUCGUCUGCUCACUAGAGGUCGCCGUUGAACUAUAACAUUUUUUAAAACAGUGAAAGGAAAAAAACUUUGACAGCUUUUACAAAUAUGUGGCAAGAGAGGUGGGACAGCGGAUGUAAAGGACGGCAUUUGCACAAUACACAAAACAAGUUGGUUUAGUUAGAGGUAACAGAAAGAAAGAUACAGUAAUACCUCGUCUGAGAAUCGGUCAAUUCUGCCCUCAACAAAUCACUUCAGAUGACUGGAAAACUUAUGAUUCUGGUCAGUGUUAUAAAUGUGGACUCCCAGAAGCCGCAGAGCAUGUGCUGAUCAAUAAUACUGGUAUGAAAGACAAAGACUACGAUUUAAUAUCUGUUGGCAUAAGCUCUUUAACUUUGCAGAAUGUACUACUAAACAGUUCUUAUAAAGGUUAUAAAGCUAAUUAAAUUUUUUUUAAAGCAAUAAUGUUAUAUAACAGAAUAUAGGAGGAUAUUUUUCUCUCUCUCUCCUGAUAUCAAGGUCUCACACUUCUUCAGUAGGUGGCGAAAUAUGCAGCAGACGCUGGUUCGCCAGCCGCUUUUAAACGUUGAAGAAGAAGGACCUUCACGUCAUAUCCUGUUAGCUUAGCAUCUCGGGAGAAUGAAAAAAUGACCUCCCAUGAUUUGUAGCACAAAUAACCUCGUAUAACAACUAAAUAGAACAUAACCACAUCAUUUAACUCUAAGGGUAUAAUUGUGAAAGGAAUACUAUUAUGGCGGCUUUGGUUUCAUGCUGUUUUGGCUGCUGUGAAGACAAUAACAGGGGCCACGUAACCCUGAAGGAAAUGCCCACGGUUCAGCUGGACACUCAUCACAUGGGUACUGACGUUGUCAUUGUAAAGAGUGGAAAGCGCAUAUGUGGAACUGGUGGUUGCAUUGCAAACGCCCCUCUCCAUCAAAACAAGAGCUACUUUGAGUUCAAGAUUCAGUCCACGGGUGUCUGGGGAGUAGGAGUGGCAACGCAGAAAGCAAAUCUGAACCAGAUCCCUUUGGGUAGAGACCCGCACAGCCUUGUGCUCCGGCAAGAUGGUACCGUGUACCACAACAAUGAAGAAAAGAACAGAUUACCUGCAAACAGCUUACCGCAGGAAGGAGACAUUGUGGGUGUUACGUAUGAUCAUGUGGAGCUGAAUUUGUACCUAAAUGGGAAGAAUAUGAACUGUCCAGCAUCAGGCAUUAGAGGAACUGUUUAUCCUGUAGUUUAUGUUGAUGAUAGUGCAAUACUAGAUUGCCAGUUCGGUGACUUCUACCAUUCUCCUCCGCAAGGCUACCAGAAGAUUCUUUUUGAGCAACAGAUCUUCUAAAGUUCAUGAUGUGCUACUCCAUAGCCGGGAUUUGUAGUGCUAUGGUUAUGACUGACUUCUAAAGAUUGUGUGGCUCAGCCUACUGAAAGCAGUUAAAGUAAUGUCAUCUGUGAUUUUGACUCGUGUAAAACUGUCACAUAUCCGGCCAUUACUACUUAGUUUAAAAAGUCAUCUUAUGUUUUUCAGAUGAACUCUGAUAUAUCAUCUGCCCAGUAAUGAUCUGUGCACUGAUCUCAAAACACACUCAGAGCAUACAUCUUUAGUUUACACUUCAUCAAACAUUGUACAUUUACUGAUGUACAGUAUUAACAGUGUACUUUUGUGAACAUAUGCCCCCGGCUUCGCAGACAAGGCUUAAGCCUAAUCCCAGACCAAAAUGCAUGUCUGUUCUGUUUCAACUGUAAGAAACUUGCACUGACGUAUCAUAAAAUAUAUACUGUAAGUACUAUGACUUGUCCCCAGAUGCAUACCAGUAAUGUUUUUUCUAAGGCACGUUUAUAAAAUAUACUUUAAUGUCCUAAUUGAUGAAAUGAAUUUUUGUUUUAAGGCUGGUUUGAAUACAAAAACGGGUAAUAAUGGAGUCACAAAUCACAGCUGACAAUCAUGACUUUAUACUUUAUGCAUUUCAAGAGAACUAAGUGAUGCUGACCUGAAAUGCUGAUACUGACUUAAAAUACUGUCAGAGCUCUUUUUAUUGUUAUUGUUUGCCUGAUUUCAUUGUCUGUCUGAUGUAUGACCUACAGCUGCACUCACCAUAUACAUCAUAAUGACUUGGAUUUAUAAAAGCUCUACAAAAAUACAUAUAUUUAAAUUUCAUGGCGUUCAUAUUUGGUUGUAUUUUCCAUAUUAUGUUGCGGUUGAUAUACAUUGUCUUCUCAUUAUUGCAGUUUCUGCACAGCAUUAAGUGCGACUUAUAUAUUAAGAAAACGUGAGACAUACAAGAGGAUAAGAAGUGUAAAGAUUGUUUACCUUAAAUAUUUAAUAAAUGUCUUUCUUCUCUGAUUAUGAAUUGUUGCAACUGAUCACAAAACUGUUUUUAAUAAAUAAGUGAAUAUUGAA
Molecule: messenger RNA, 2802 nt
Organism: Cyprinus carpio (common carp)
Lineage: Eukaryota; Metazoa; Chordata; Actinopteri; Cypriniformes; Cyprinidae
Product: SPRY domain-containing protein 7-like
Exons: 5
Coding region: 1153-1743 (196 amino acids)
Molecular function (GO): protein binding
Source: RefSeq, a predicted model, not a curated record